UCGAGGAACACAUACGGAAGUUGUCGCGGACGUGGAAGUGGAUAUGCGAACAACACACUCACGUUCAAGAUAAAAGCAUAAAAAUACAAGCACGUAAACUUUCAGCACUGCUUUUUAUUUUAGUCUCGUGCAGACGGAUAAAUGUCGGAUGCACCAGAGCCGCCCAGGGAGAAGGAAGAAGACUCCAAUCUCUGUGAUCGAGAGGAAGAGCCAUCAGAGGACAGCAGUGAGGAGGACGAGGCAUCUGGAGAAACAGAGAUGGACUUCCUACGUAGUCUCUUCUCUCGUACCCUGGGCUUGGGAUCAGGAGAGAAGGUUCUGGAUGAACUGACACUGGAUGGGGUGGCAAGGUAUAUUCUGAGUGGCAAAUGUAAAAACAUAAUCUGCAUGGUGGGGGCUGGAAUAUCUACAUCGGCAGGAAUUCCGGAUUUUCGCUCUCCUGGGACAGGGCUCUAUGCCAACCUACAAAAGUAUAGCCUGCCUUACCCAGAAGCCAUCUUUCAGAUCGACUAUUUCAAGAAACACCCAGAGCCAUUCUUUGCCCUGGCCAAGGAGCUGUACCCUGGACAGUUUAAGCCCACAAUUUGUCACUACUUCAUCCGGAUGCUGAAGGAUAAAGGGCUUCUUAGACGUUGCUACUCUCAGAACAUUGACACCCUGGAGCGAGUAGCAGGGCUAGAGGAAGAUGACCUAGUGGAAGCCCACGGAACCUUCUACACCUCACACUGUGUUAGCUUUCUUUGCCGCAAAGAAUACAACCUGGACUGGAUGAAAGCGAGGAUCUUCUCAGACGAGGUUCCAAAGUGUGAGAAGUGCAGCAGCCUUGUUAAGCCUGAUAUUGUGUUUUUUGGCGAGAAUCUGCCAGCAAAAUUUUUCACUUCAACAACAACGGACUUCCCUCGCUGUGACUUGCUUAUUAUUAUGGGAACUUCUCUGCAGGUGCAGCCCUUUGCAUCUCUGGUAAACAAGGUUUCAAAGAACACUCCCAGGCUGCUCAUUAACAUGGAGAAGACAGGACAGUCAGAUGCUCUGAUGGGUAUGCUGGGGUUUGGAGGUGGGAUGGACUUUGACUCAGAAAAAGCAUACAGGGAUGUGGCCUAUAUCAGCACAUGUGAUGAAGGCUGCAUGGCGCUCGCUGAAUUCCUGGGUUGGAAGGCUGAGCUGGAGGAUUUGGUGAAACGGGAACAUGCCCUGAUUGACAGCAAAGACAAACAGGAUAAAGCUAAACUGGCCAAUCAGACCGUCAAAGCUGAAGAAAAGACUGCAACAGAGACAGGGAAUAGUGACAAGCUAGAGUAGCUCAUCACAGAGGACUGCUGAAAUUAAAGCAAGUGGCUAACCAGCCUAGGGGCUGCUAGUUUCCUGGUCGGUUACUGUCUCUCUUACAAAAUGUGCACUUUCUAAUUGUUGGUGUCUCUGCCCUCUCUUACCAAUCAAGUCUAUUACCCCCUCACUUAUUUAUUUGGUUUAAGCUUUCACAGACUGAAAUGCAGUAGACAUAAUUUUAAAGAGCAAAUUCAGUGAGUAGAGAGGGAACAAUAAAACUCUGAAUGCUGCAGAAAUUUUGCUUUGCUUGGUUUUUUAAUUUUUAGAAAAUCACAUGGAGAGAAAAUGUCUGUAGGGCGGAGGUCUUAACCUGUAAAACUGUAAUUUACUGACAACGAAAAUUAUUCGCAAAGGAAGAAAUCUUGCCGAUGCUGUAAAUAAACAGAAACCUCUUCCCUACACUAAUAUCAGUUGUUCCUAAAUAUUAAUAUAUCUAUUCUGAUAUUUUCAGCAAAAUUAUUUUAAGUUUUGCUGAGUUAAGUUUAUAGGAUUUCCUAACCAUUGCUCACACAUUUUGUUUCAUUAAAUUUCUAAUGUUGAGGUGUUUGAUACGCUGUAAUACCUGGUAGAUUGAGUGAGAUUGAACUGGCUGCUGUGGGCUGUUCCUGAUCACGUUGCUGCCGUAUCUCAUCUGGCCACAUAGUGGUACAUUUGUUGCAUAAGUUU
Scleropages formosus (Asian bonytongue) is the source of this 1992-nucleotide messenger RNA. RefSeq names its product sirtuin 2 (silent mating type information regulation 2, homolog) 2 (S. cerevisiae) (gene sirt2). Bases 142 to 1299 code for a protein of 385 amino acids. NCBI's taxonomy places the organism in Eukaryota, Metazoa, Chordata, Actinopteri, Osteoglossiformes, Osteoglossidae. The transcript has 16 exons. Gene Ontology annotation, cellular component: nucleus. Gene Ontology annotation, molecular function: NAD+ binding; histone deacetylase activity, NAD-dependent; transcription factor binding. The record is from RefSeq and is a predicted model, not a curated record.